CUUUCUAAGAUCAUCGCAACUCUCAACAUCACAAAAAAAAAACCCUUCAGUUGCCACCACAAGAAAGAGAAAAAAAGGAAAACGAAGAGGAACGAUGUCGAAGAAGAUUAUGUUGAGGAGUUCCGAUGGUGAGUUGUUUGAGAUCGAGGAAGCAGUCGCAAGCCUAUCGCAGACGAUAGCACAUAUGAUUGAAGACGAUUGCGUCGGUACUGAGAUCCCUCUCGCAAACGUCAAAGGAACCACCCUCGCUAUGGUGAUCGAGUAUUGCAAGAAGCACACUGGUGCUGGUGCUGAUGCUUCAACCGGAGAGGGCAAAGAGGAACUCAAGAAGUGGGACGCUGAGUUCUUGAAGACUAUGGAACAACACACUCUCUUUGAUGUUAUUUUGGCUGCUAAUUACCUAAACAUUAAAGACCUCCUUGAUAUUUCUUGCCAAGCUGUUGCUGACAUGAUCUCUGGUAAAAACCCAGAUGAGAUUCGCGCAAUUUUGGGCAUCCAUAACGAUUUUACACCGGAGGAAGAGGAAGAAGUUCGCAAGGAGAAUGAGUGGGCUUUUCAAUGAGCCUCUAAUUAGGGUUCUUUCUUUCUCCUUGUGUAUUUUCAUUGUCCUUGUCUUUAUUUGUGUGCUUUCUGAUGUUAGAUGACUUUGUUAUCUUUCUUUUGGAGACAACAAAAAUAAUAAUAAGU
Messenger RNA from Camelina sativa (false flax), 687 nucleotides. The record is from RefSeq and is a predicted model, not a curated record. NCBI's taxonomy places the organism in Eukaryota, Viridiplantae, Streptophyta, Magnoliopsida, Brassicales, Brassicaceae.